This is a messenger RNA of Aspergillus caelatus, 1563 nucleotides long. It is a transcript of the gene rpt3, whose product is annotated as proteasome regulatory particle base subunit RPT3. Gene Ontology annotation, cellular component: proteasome regulatory particle, base subcomplex. The record is from RefSeq and is a predicted model, not a curated record. The transcript has 6 exons. Gene Ontology annotation, biological process: proteasome-mediated ubiquitin-dependent protein catabolic process. Bases 153 to 1421 code for a protein of 422 amino acids. Gene Ontology annotation, molecular function: proteasome-activating activity; ATP hydrolysis activity; ATP binding. Lineage: Eukaryota; Fungi; Ascomycota; Eurotiomycetes; Eurotiales; Aspergillaceae.
CCAGUCUGGUUAUGAUCAAAGCAGAAGCUCCGAUUCCACCAACACUGUUUAACUGUUAGAUCUCCCGCUCGGAUUUUCCAGCCAGCCUUCAUAACCCGGCCUACGAUCUAAUAUUCAACGUUUUCGCUUCUUGUCUGUGUUAAAUUUCCACCAUGGGAGACGUCGCCGUGGAGAAUCCGGCGAACAACGUCACGCCUCAUACCAAGCCGGCACUAUUGGACACCAUCCCCAACAUAGACUCAAUCGAAGGCACAGGGACCGAUGGAGGUGAUGAAUAUGCUACUUUGAAGAAACUCCAGAGACACCUAGAAUACAUCCAGCUGCAGGAGGAGUACAUCAAGGAUGAGCAAAGGAGCUUGAAAAGAGAGCUCGUUCGUGCACAGGAGGAAAUUAAACGGAUACAAAGUGUUCCCUUGGUUAUAGGCCAGUUCAUGGAGGCAAUCGACCAGAAUACCGGAAUCGUCCAAUCGUCAACCGGUUCGAAUUAUGUCGUCCGGAUUCUAUCCACGCUCGACCGUGAGAAGCUCAAACCAUCGUCCUCGGUCGCUCUUCAUCGCCACUCCAACGCCCUUGUCGAUAUCCUACCUCCAGAGGCCGACUCCUCCAUCGCUAUGUUAGGCGAAAAUGAGAAACCAGACGUCACCUAUGCCGAUGUUGGUGGACUUGAUAUGCAGAAGCAGGAAAUCCGCGAGGCGGUGGAAUUGCCAUUGACACACUUCGACCUGUACAGACAAAUUGGUAUCGAUCCUCCUCGUGGUGUCCUGCUAUACGGUCCUCCCGGAACAGGUAAGACUAUGCUGGUCAAAGCAGUGGCGAAUAGCACAACUGCCAGCUUCAUUCGAGUAAACGGUUCCGAGUUUGUCCAAAAGUAUUUGGGUGAAGGUCCUCGCAUGGUCCGUGAUGUGUUCAGGAUGGCCCGUGAGAAUGCCCCUGCUAUCAUCUUCAUCGACGAAAUCGAUGCCAUCGCCACAAAGCGUUUUGACGCUCAAACUGGUGCUGAUCGUGAGGUCCAACGUAUUCUUCUGGAACUCCUCAACCAAAUGGAUGGAUUCGAGCAAUCGAGCAACGUCAAAGUCAUUAUGGCUACCAACCGGGCCGAUACUUUGGAUCCGGCUCUGCUGCGCCCAGGUCGUCUGGACCGAAAGAUUGAGUUCCCCUCUCUCCGUGAUCGGCGAGAGCGUCGGUUGAUUUUUACCACCAUCGCAUCUAAGAUGUCCUUGUCCCCUGAGGUCGACCUUGACUCGUUGAUUGUGCGUAAUGAGCCCUUGUCUGGUGCUGUCAUUGCCGCCAUCAUGCAGGAGGCUGGUCUACGAGCCGUGCGGAAGAAUCGGUACAACAUUAUUCAAUCUGACCUCGAGGAUGCUUAUGCUACCCAAGUGAAGACUGGACAAGAAGCGGACAGGCUUGAGUUCUACCGGUAAAUGGGGUGUAUUUUUUUUGGUAGUAUUUAAUGAGCUAGAAAUACCGGGUAACGUGACGAAAGGGUGGUCAUGUGUUGUAACGUCAAACUUCAGGCUCUUAUCACAUAUGUAGGAAAAUGAUUGAUGUGUUUUGAGGUGCCCA